This is a messenger RNA of Hansenula ciferrii, 894 nucleotides long. RefSeq lists its product as uncharacterized. The record is from RefSeq and is a predicted model, not a curated record. Lineage: Eukaryota; Fungi; Ascomycota; Saccharomycetes; Phaffomycetales; Wickerhamomycetaceae. Bases 1 to 894 code for a protein of 297 amino acids. The transcript has a single exon.
AUGAAUAACAAAAGCACACUUAUCAAAAGCAAACGUGAAACAAUUAGAAUCUUGAAUAACAUCGAGAGUCCUACCAUAGACCCCUUAAUCAAACAAAAAGAACUCCAAAAGAACUCUCCUGAUAAAGAAUUUAAAUCAUCAUCAGCUCCUGAAAAGGAAUAUAAUUUAUUCAAGAAUUACAAUAUCAACCCUUUAACUUUUGAUGGACGUUAUUGCAAGGAUUUGGUUCAAUUUACACCUAAUGAAAAAUUUCUUAAUAUUAUUGCUGAUCGCAAUAUACCUUAUGAAGAAAGGUUAAAAGAGCUUGCGUUUUCUCCUAAAACCCCAAUGCAUAUUGCAAGGUUUGAAAUAACACCAAAGAAACAUAUUACUGAUAGUGGUGCUUAUGAUAAAGUACAAGAAAUUUGGAUUUUUAGAAGCUUAUUCUAUGAUUUUGAUGAUGUUAUUGAUAGACUCCGCUGUUUCCCUAAUAGAUAUGUCAAUCAAAGCUCAAUUUUUGAUCAAGAUACUAAAAGACAAAUCAAUCUAACUAAUGAAGAACAUUUCGAUCCUAAUAAUGUUGAGUCUGUAACUCCGCCAAAUUUUAUCUUCUUCAAUACAAAACCUGGGAAUUUUGAAUUUAAUGACCUUGUUGAUUUCAUUGAGCUUAAUCAAGAUGAUAUCAUAUGGAGAACUUGUUUUUAUUAUUGUAUUUCACCAAGCUUGAGAAUUGAAAGAUUCCAUUUUAAAGAUACUGAUCCUCAAAGUGAUUUCUUGUUGGUUAUUGAUGAAACAAGACCAGAUUAUAGACCUUAUAAGUUCGAAAGACUCUUCAAUAUGUCAAUGAUUAGAACAAACGUUAUCAAUCAUUGGAAUUUUAUGAUUGGUCAAGAUGGUGAUUUGGAAGAUUUUUGA